Molecule: messenger RNA, 1857 nt
Organism: Cuscuta epithymum
Lineage: Eukaryota; Viridiplantae; Streptophyta; Magnoliopsida; Solanales; Convolvulaceae
Source: the annotation of a GenBank genome assembly
CAAGCCUUAAACACUCCAUCCAAACGGGGUGUUAGUAUCUGCCGAGAGUUUAAGCUUUGUACUACGUAUAUUUUUGAGGGGUGGCCAAACCAAACUCUGUGUGUAUUCUCCGAAAUUAAACGACCUACCGCAAGCAUUACAACUCAAAACCCUAGAUGUCCACGGAAGAGAAGCCAUAUAUGGAUUUUUCAAAAUCACGAUUUGUUCAUCGCUCUUCCCGGCCAUAUAUGGAUCCUUCACAAAGACGAUUUGUUCCUACCUUUUCCGUUCGACAUUCACCUUCGAGUCCAACUCAGACAGAGGAAGAUGACGAGUUUGGAACUGAUGUACACCACUAUUGCGCUAAAAUGGCAUUGGAAUAUUAUAACAAGAAAAAUAGGAAGAGGUAUGAACUUGUGGAGGCUGGGUGUAGUUCUGGCUUUCUAGCUCCUGGCAUCUGUUUUCACAGCAACUUCAAGGCUAGGCCAUGCAGGAAUACCUGCGGAGAUGGGAAUGAGAAGACCUCCACCGAGCUCUUCUUUGCUGAGAUUCAGUUUGACUCUAAACUCCGAAGAAAUAUUGUUAAUGCCUGUCGUAUUAUAAGAGGUAAAACUACUGCUGGUUGUCAGUUUUGCCACAAUGAUAUUGCUCAUCCUACCCAUGGAUUUCGUAAGGGCCUCCACCGUUAUGAACCCCGUGCAUUGCGUUCUAAUUGUUCAAGUUUGGUGGAUGGUGGUACUGGAUAUAGCCUCCCGCCCUGCUCGGAUGGUGUAGCUAGCAAGAAAAUUUCCUGAAUGUACUUUCUUUUUACCCAAAUGCAUCUGGAGAUUACGCCAUCUAUCCACUUCCAUCUCCUGCUAACAUUUCGUUGGAACUGCCUUUUGUAGGUGGAUGCUGGAGUUUUUUUUUUUUUUUUUUUUUUUUUUUUAAUUUGGGAAAUUAUCAAUGAGCUCCUUUCAGGUUUGAUAUAUCAUCACUCACACCUCUGCACUAUAAAAGUUGUACUCUCACCCCCUCCCUAUCCUUUAAUGAUGGUUAGUAACUUUCAAUUUACGUUUUGAGAAAAUUAUGGACAUAGUUUCGUAACUUUUGAUUGUGUUCGCUAUUAAUGUUGUAAUUUUCAUGCAAACACAUAUUUUGUGGGAUUAUUAAAUUUUUAUGUAUUAAAGAUCUUUCGACUCGAAAUUGAACCUAAUAAAACAAAAAAAAUGAUCAAAAACUGAUGCAUUGAAAUAUUAUGAAUACAAUUACACAAUUGAAAGUGAACACAAUCAAAAGUUAUGGAACUAAAUCUAUAGUUUUCUCUGAGUGUAAAUUAAAAGUUACUUAACUAUCAUUAAAAGAUAGAGGGGGGUAGGUGUACUUUUUUUAUAGCGCCAGGGGUGUUCGAUAUAAUACACUGAACCUCAUGGGAGGUCAAUAAUUAUUUUUCUUUUAAUGUUGUUACCUGGGUGUUGAGGGUGUCAAUCACAUUUGAAUGGUUCUUGACCUGAAAUGAAAUUGGAGAGAAUACAUGCCAGAAGUUUAGCUCAAAGGAAAACUCUUGGGUUCAAUUCCAAGGGCUUGGAUUCUAUAUUGUCUUAUUUUGCUACUUUGUUGAGGUUCUAAAGUGUUCAGUGACUUGCAUUUUAGAUAGGACAUGUUUAUUUACUCAAACAAAUUUUACCUUAUCUUGUGGAGCAAUAUGUUAUAGCUGUGGACCACUUGGAGUGUUACAUUUUGCCGAUUUGCCCGCUCAAAGGAUUUAUCUUUAAAUGCUACUAGUGACUAUCAAUGUCAUUGUUGCAAUCAUCAGUGUUCUCACGGGUGUCACUGAAGUGGUGAAACAUGUUUUAUUAGUCAGAAUUUUUUUCCAAUAAUUUUGUACAGUGAAUAUUA